This is a messenger RNA of Mercurialis annua (annual mercury), 1072 nucleotides long. RefSeq lists its product as uncharacterized. The record is from RefSeq and is a predicted model, not a curated record. The transcript has 9 exons. The coding region runs from base 96 to 848 and encodes 250 amino acids. NCBI's taxonomy places the organism in Eukaryota, Viridiplantae, Streptophyta, Magnoliopsida, Malpighiales, Euphorbiaceae.
AUAUCCUUAAUCUGCAGGUGUGUUCCUUCCUUGGGUUAUGUCUUGAUUUGAAGACAAAAACAAGAAGACAGAGCAAACCAUUAAAAGCAGAGGUCAUGGGAGACAAACGGUCGUCCACCAUCUCAGACGACGAUUUGCUUCUCAAAAGCUUUUUCGCCGAAGUGAGCGAAGUCGAGAGGGAUAACGAAGUCUUGAGGAUCCUUUCAUGUUUCAAGUUAAAUCCAUUUGAGCAUCUAAAUCUACCCUUUGAUGCCACCCCAGAAGAAGUGAGGAAGCAGUAUCGUAAGCUCUCUUUGCUGGUUCACCCCGACAAGUGCAAGCAUACUCAAGCGAAAGAAGCGUUUGCCUCAUUGGCAAAAGCCCAGCAACUAUUACUUGAUGAACAGGAAAGAGACUAUCUUCUUUGCCAAGUUACUGCAGCAAAAGAAGAACUUCUAGUAAAAAGGAGAAAGCAGUUGAAGAAAGAUACAGCCUCUAAAAUAAAGUCUUUGGUUGAAGAGGGAAAAUAUAAACAACAUUAUGAAAAGUCCGAGGAGUUCCAGCGGGAACUCAAAUUGAAGGUUCGGGAACUAUUAACUGAUCAAGAAUGGCGGCGGAGGAAAAUGCAGAUGAGGAUAUCAGAAGAGGAAGGAAGAUUAAAAAAGGAUGAAGACGACCAAAAGGAGGCGUGGAAGAGAAAGCGGGAACAUGAGGAGCAGUGGGAAGGAACAAGAGAACAGAGGGUUUCAAGCUGGAGAGAUUUCAUGAAGGGAGGGAAAAAGGUUAAAAAGGGAGAAAUACGACCGCCAAAGCUCAAGACGGAGGAUCCCAACAAAUCUUAUGUUCAAAGGCCUGUAAACAGAAAAUAACCUAUCAAAGUGUCUUGAAAGGGGUAUGAUAUUGACGGACCGAUAGUUGGUUAUGCCAAUUUAUGUUAUGGCAGUAAAAUAGUAAAGUAGCUUGUGCCAAGCUUAUUGAUGUAAUAUCCUAAUGAGACUUUAUUAGGUCUCAACAAUUAGAGGACAUCUGCCACUGUGUUUUACAAGAUUAGUGGACAUUUCAAAAUCCUUGAAGAAUCAAAUCAGUUGAAACA